Messenger RNA from Porites evermanni, 378 nucleotides. The record is from the annotation of a GenBank genome assembly. Lineage: Eukaryota; Metazoa; Cnidaria; Anthozoa; Scleractinia; Poritidae.
UUUCUCGCAGCUUCUGGAUUAAAGUGCUACCAAUGUGGUCCCAGUACGACAAGUUUGGCGGACUGUGCUAAGAGUCAAAAUGAGCUGGAUUGCAAGGGAUCUGAACCGCGCUGUUUCACAUUGACCACGGAAUUUAAAGUCGGCUCUCAGGAAUCGAAAUCAUACACAAAAUCCUGCACUACCAAAGCUGUGUGUGAUGUGGCAAACUCGGGAGUUUUAAAACCUUGCAAAGAUGCAGGUGGUAAAUGCGAAUACAAGUGCUGCGAUAAAGACCUCUGCAACGGUGACAACAGCCCUGUCAACAGUGGUUCCACGCCUAUAGUCAGCAUCAUCCUAAUGGUGUCAUGCGCCUCUGUGGGCUUCUUCUGCUUCUUCUAG